AGUAAACUUGACUCCAUACGCACAUACAGUCAAAAAUGCAGGUGCUAUUCAAUUUACCUUGUGUUACUGGUGUCCCUGUCCUGAUUUGAAUCAGUCCGAGAAGAAACAACAACAAAAAACAGUACUGUCCUGUGGCCUCCACGGCUGCAUUCGAGUGGGAAAUCUCCAAUUGUAUAAUGUCUUUGCCUGCAACCCGGUAGCAUCUGCACCGUACUUCCUGUGUUUACUAGUGUGUGUGAUCCUUAAAGUGGUAGCACAGGGAGACAAAUUCCCAAUGAAUAAAAUUCCUGAUAGAACAUAAAGACAAUCAGCAGAUGUUUUCAGGGGGUGUACGUUUCGAACGAAGGAGGAAAUAAAUGUGGUGGCUGUGUUGCCCCCUGUCUCAGCCAGCACGGACGGAGUUGUUUCUGACAUUUGAAUGAAAAACAGUCUGAAUUGCUACCACUUUGGACAGAUGAAAUAAUGGCUUCAGCCUUGGAGCAGUUCGUGAACAAUGUGCGGCAGCUCUCUGCACAAGGUCAGAUGACACAGCUGUGUGAACUGAUCAACAAGAGCGGGGAGCUGUUGGCCAAGAACCUGUCCCACCUGGACACUGUACUGGGGGCCUUGGACAUCCAGGAGCACUCCUUGGGCGUGCUGGCUGUGCUGUUUGUGAAGUUCUCCAUGCCAAACAUCCCUGACUUCGAGACGCUCUUUUCCCAAGUCCAGCUCUUUAUCAGUACCUGCAAUGGGGAGCACAUCCGAUAUGCAACAGACACUUUUGCCGGCCUCUGCCAUCAGUUGACAAACGCCCUUGUAGAACGGAAACAGCCAUUGAGGGGCGUCGGCAUUCUAAAACAGGCAAUAGACAAAAUGCAGAUGAACACAAACCAACUUACCUCAGUUCAUGCAGACCUGUGUCAGCUGUGCUUGUUAGCAAAGUGCUUCAAGCCUGUCCUCCCGUUUCUUGAGCUUGACAUGAUGGACAUCUGUAAGGAGAAUGGCGCCUACGACGCAAAGCACUUUCUAUGUUACUACUAUUACGGCGGCAUGAUCUACACGGGUCUGAAGAACUUUGAAAGAGCACUGUAUUUUUAUGAACAGGCAAUAACCACUCCAGCUAUGGCAGUCAGUCACAUCAUGUUGGAGGCCUAUAAGAAGUACAUCCUGGUCUCCCUGAUUCUACACGGCAAAGUGCAGCAGCUCCCCAAAUACACAUCACAGAUAGUUGGGAGGUUCAUAAAGCCUCUCAGCAACGCCUACCAUGAGCUUGCGCAGGUGUAUGCCACCAACAACCCAGCAGAACUGCGUACCCAGGUGAACAAACACAGCGAGACCUUCACACGCGACAACAAUACAGGCCUUGUCAAGCAGUGCCUGUCAUCCCUCUACAAGAAGAAUAUCCAGAGGCUAACAAAGACUUUCUUGACGCUGUCCUUGCAAGACAUGGCAAGUCGAGUGCAGCUGUCAGGGCCCCAGGAGGCGGAAAAGUAUGUCUUGCACAUGAUUGAAGAUGGCGAGAUCUAUGCCAGUAUCAACCAAAAGGAUGGCAUGGUCUGUUUCCAUGACAACCCGGAGAAAUACAACAACCCCGCAAUGCUUCACAAAAUUGACCAAGAGAUGCUGAAGUGUAUAGAGCUUGAUGAGAAACUAAAGUCCAUGGAUCAAGAAAUCACAGUAAACCCGCAGUUUGUGCAGAAGAGUAUGGGAACGCAGGAGGAUGAUGUAGGCAGCAAAACGUCAAGUUACUCCUGAGAGCCAUGGACAGGGGAGAACACUGCCACCCUUCAGGUUCUCAUUGGAUGACUUUUUUUUAAAGUGGAAAAACAUUCUAUUGAGUAUGGACAUUGGUCAAGGAAAAUCUAAAUGUGUGGAAUGAUAAUUUGGUUAUUUCUUUCACGGUGUCUUGAGGAAACCUAAACAAAAAAACAAUUUUGUCAGUGUUUUAUUUAUCAUUGUUCAGGCGGAAGAGCCACUGCUGCAUUAUCAACCAUAAUAAUAAAAACUGGACUUAUUUGUUCAAAAAGAAUGUGUGAUAAAGCACCGUUUUUCUGUUGCAUGAUAUAUAUAUAUUUUUUAAGAAUUUCCUUAUAGGAUAACAUGCAACAUUUGAGGAAAUCUUAAGUCUCAUGUUUUGAAGAUCAGUAAUUUCCCUCGACCUGCAAGACAAAUUUUCUGGUAUAUCACAUGGAGAUUUGACAACAAAAACAAGGCUGUACUUCUGCCCAUGAACAAAUGUAGAAAGGCUAGUACAGUUUAAAAAAUUAAACAAUUGGUGCACUGUUUUUUUCCAUCCCCUAGAGGUCUCUCGUGUACUGUGUUGUACUGUAGUUUGCAUUUACUGCAGGUGGGGUGAGCUCUUGAGCUGGAGUCAUACUUAUCUGUUAUCUGGAAGGACUCAAGAAUACAUUGAUUCAGUAAAUUGACACAAUUUUGGAUUAAAUGGAUCACAUCACA
Salvelinus fontinalis (brook trout) is the source of this 2436-nucleotide messenger RNA. It is a transcript of the gene cops3, whose product is annotated as COP9 signalosome subunit 3. The coding region runs from base 463 to 1734 and encodes 423 amino acids. NCBI's taxonomy places the organism in Eukaryota, Metazoa, Chordata, Actinopteri, Salmoniformes, Salmonidae. Gene Ontology annotation, biological process: ubiquitin-dependent protein catabolic process. The record is from RefSeq and is a predicted model, not a curated record. Gene Ontology annotation, cellular component: COP9 signalosome. The transcript has 13 exons.